CUCAAGAGUCCGCUGACCUUAUUUUCCUUAUUGACGGAUCAAACAACAUCGGAAGUGUCAAUUUCCAAGCCAUACGUGAUUUCCUUGUAAAUUUGAUUGAAAGCCUCAGAGUUGGAGCUCAGCAAAUACACAUUGGGGUGGUGCAGUAUAGUGAUCAACCCAGAACUGAGUUCGCUUUGAACAGCUACUCCACAAAAGCGGACGUUCUGGAUGCCGUGAAGGCACUUAGUUUCCGCGGUGGCGAGGAAGCGAACACCGGUGCGGCACUGGAGUUUGUGGUGGAGAACCUCUUCACCCAGGCGGGAGGCAGCAGGAUAGAGGAAGCAGUGCCUCAGAUCUUAGUGCUGAUAAGUGGUGGAGAGUCUAGUGAUGAUAUCCGAGAGGGCUUGUUAGCGGUGAAGCAAGCUAGUAUAUUUUCAUUUAGCAUUGGGGUCCUGAAUGCUGACAGUGCAGAGCUGCAGCAGAUUGCUACUGAUGGAAGCUUCGCAUUUACUGCCCUGGAUAUCCGUAACCUUGAUGCUCUUCGAGACUUAUUACUGCCCAACAUUGUUGGAGUGGCCCAAAGACUCAUUUUGUUAGAGGCCCCAACCAUUGUGACUGAAGUUAUUGAAGUGAACAAGAAGGAUAUAGUCUUCCUGAUAGAUGGCUCAACUGCUUUGGGGAGUGGCCCCUUUAACUCAAUUCGUGAUUUCGUUGCCAAAAUUGUCCAAAGGCUGGAGGUUGGACCCGACCUGAUCCAAGUGGCGGUGGCACAGUAUGCAGACACUGUGAGGCCAGAGUUUUAUUUUAACACCCACCAGAGCAGAAAGGAUGUGAUGGCUAACGUGAAGAGGAUGAAGUUCAUGGGCGGUACGGCACUCAACACUGGCUCGGCACUGGACUUUGUGAGGAACAACUUCUUCACCAGUGCUGCUGGGUGCAGGAUGGAGGAAGGGGUGCUCCCCAUGCUGGUGCUCAUCACUGGUGGUAAGUCCAGUGAUGCCGUUGACCAAGCCGCGGCGGAGAUGAAGAGGAACCGGAUAGUGAUCCUUGCCAUUGGGUCGAGAAACGCCGACCUGGCAGAACUCCAAGAAAUUGCCCAUGAGAGAGAUUUUGUGUUCAAUCCGAACGACUUCCGUGUUCAGUUCCUGCAAGCCAUUCUUCCUGAAGUGCUGUCGCCUAUCCGGACCCUCUCUGGAGGACUGAUUAUCCAAGAACCACCAUCAGUUCAAGUAACCAAAAGGGAUAUCAUCUUUCUUUUGGAUGGAUCACUCAACGUUGGAAAUGCCAACUUCCCCUUUGUGCGUGACUUUGUUGCCACCCUAGUUAACUACCUUGAUGUCGGCAGUGACAAAAUCCGAGUUGGCUUAGUGCAAUUUAGCGACACUCCUAAAACCGAGUUCUAUCUGUACUCGUACCAAACCAAAUCAGACAUAAUCCAACGCAUGGGGCAGCUGAGGCCCAAGGGGGGGUCUGUGCUGAACACUGGCUCCGCACUGAACUUUGUGCUUUCGAAUCACUUCACGGAAGCUGGUGGGAGCAGAAUAAAUGAACAAGUGCCACAGGUCCUAGUCCUUGUGACGGCAGGGAGCUCUGCCGAUCCCUUCUUGCACGUUUCCAAUGAAUUAGCUCGGGCCGGAGUGCUGACUUUUGCUGUUGGAGUUAGGAGUGCGGAUAAGGCAGAACUCGAACAGAUUGCCUUUAAUCCAAGAAUGGUACAUUUUAUGGAUGAUUUCAGUGAUCUGGCAGCUUUACCCCAGGAGUUAAAUAAACCUAUAACAACAUAUGUUAGUGGAGGUGUGGAAGAGGUUCCACUCGCCCCAACAGAAAGCAAGAAAGAUAUUUUAUUCCUGAUUGAUGGCUCAGCCAACCUCUUGGGUAGCUUUCCUGCUGUCCGGGACUUUGUACACAAAGUAAUUUCUGAGCUGAACGUGGGUCCCGAUGCCACACGAGUAGCUGUGGCUCAGUUCAGUGACACCAUCCAAGUUGAAUUUGACUUUGCUGAGCUCCCAUCCAAGCAAGACAUGCUUCUCAAAGUGAAAAGGAUGAAGAUAAAAACCGGGAAGCAACUGAACAUUGGAGCCGCGCUAGAUGAAGCUAUAAGGAGGCUGUUUGUGAAGGAAGCUGGAAGCAGGAUCGAAGAAGGGGUUCCUCAGUUUUUGGUCCUCCUUGUUGCUGGGAGAUCAACUGACGAUGUGGAGCAACCAUCGGAUGCUCUGAAGCAGGCUGGAGUUGUGACCUUUGGUAUCAAAGCCAAAACUGCCGACUCUGGAGAGCUGGAAAGGAUCGUUUACGCCCCACAAUUCAUUCUGAACGUCGACUCCCUCCCUCGGAUUUCAGAGCUUCAGCCAAACAUAGUCAACCUGUUGAAAACUAUCCAGCUCCAGCCAACAGUAGUUGAGAGAGGUGAGAAGAAGGAUGUGGUGUUCCUAAUCGACGGCUCGGAUGCUGUCAGAAGAGGUUUUCCUCUACUGAAGACCUUUGUCCAACGUGUUGUGGAAAGCCUGGAUAUCGGUCGUGACAAGGUCCGUGUCGCCGUCGCGCAGUACAGCAAUGUCAUACAGCCCGAGUUCUUACUUGACACCUACGAAGACAAAGCAGAUCUCAUCAACGCCAUCCAGGAGCUGAAGAUUAUGGGAGGAUCUCCUCUGAACACUGGAGCAGCCCUCGACUAUCUCAUCAAGAAUGUCUUCACGGUGUCGAGCGGCAGCAGGAUAGCGGAGGGCGUCCCGCAGUUCCUGAUUCUGCUGACCGCUGACCGGUCCCAGGAUGACGUGAGGAGGCCCUCGGUGGUCCUGAAGACAAGUGGCACAGUGCCCUUUGGCAUUGGAAUUGGAAAUGCCGACCUCACAGAGCUGCAGACGAUUUCUUUCCUCCCGGAUUUUGCCAUCUCUGUGCCUGACUUCAGCCAGCUGGAUACAGUGCAGCAGGUCGUCUCCAACAAAGUCAUCCGGCUGACCAAGAAAGAGAUAGAGUCACUUGCCCCUGAUCUGGUUUUCACAUCACCCAGCCCAGCGGGUGUGAAGAGGGACAUCGUGUUCAUGGUCGACGGUUCCCGCUAUGCCGCUCAGGAGUUCUACCUCAUCCGCGAUCUCAUCGAGAGGAUAGUGAACAACCUAGAUGUGGGCUUUGACACCACACGGAUUUCGGUGGUCCAGUUCAGCGAGCAUCCCCACGUGGAGUUCCUGCUCAAUGCCCACUCCACCAAGGAUGAGGUGCAGAGCGCCGUGAGACGGCUGCGGCCGCAGGGUGGCCAGCAGGUGAACAUCGGGGAGGCCCUGGAGUUUGUGGCAAAGACAAUCUUCACCCGGCCCUCCGGGAGCCGCAUAGAGGAGGGCGUCCCUCAGUUUUUGAUCAUCCUCACCUCCCGCAAGUCCGAUGAUGACUUAGAGAGCCCAUCACUCCAAGUCAAACAAGUGGGGGUGGCACCUAUGGUGGUUGCAAAGAACGUGGAUACUGAGGAGAUAGUACAGAUUUCCCUUAGUCCCGAUUACGUAUUCCAAGUCUCCAGCUUCCAGGAACUUCCCAGCCUUGAGCAGAAGCUGCUGGCACCUAUUGAAACCCUGACUGAGGACCAAAUCAGACGGCUGCUGGGAGAUGUGCAACCCCCCGUAGAUUUUUCUGGUGAAGAAAAGGACAUAGUCUUCCUUAUCGACAGCUCUGACAAUGUGAGGUCCGAUGGGCUUGCUCACAUUCGGGACUUCAUCAGCAGAAUCAUUCAGCAGCUGGAAGUUCGGCCAAACAAAGUGCGAAUCGGUGUGGUACAGUUCAGCAAUAACGUCUUCCCUGAGUUCUACCUGAAGACCCACAAGUCCAAAAACGCCGUCCUGCAAGCCGUCCGCCGAUUGAGGCUCAGAGGAGGGUCCCCCGUGAACGCCGGCAAAGCCCUAGACUAUGUGGUGAAGAACUACUUCAUCAAGUCUGCGGGGAGCAGGAUAGAAGAAGGUGUGCCCCAGCACCUAGUCGUCAUCCUCGGAGACCGGUCCCAGGACGACGUGAACAGGCCUGCUAACGUGAUCACGACAACCAGCAUCAAACCCCUGGGUGUGGGAGCCAGGAACGUGGACAGGGGCCAACUGCAGGUCAUUACCAACGAUCCUGCACGUGUGCUUGUGGUACAGGACUUCCCCGAACUCCCAACUUUAGAAAAGAAGAUACAGAGUAUUCUUGAAGAACUUCCAAUAUCUACAACAGAAACCCCUGGAUUUCCAGGACCUGUAGGUAAAAAGCAGGCUGACAUUGUGUUUUUGCUGGAUGGCUCCAUCAAUCUGGGGAGGGAUAACUUCCAAGAAGUUCUCCAGUUUGUCUACUCUGUGGUGGACGCCAUUUAUCGGGACGGCGACUCUAUCCAGGUAGGACUGGCCCAGUACAACUCAGAUGUCACCGAUGAGUUUUUCCUCAAGGACUACUCCACGAAACCUCAGAUUUUAGAUGCCAUCAACAAAGUCAUCUACAAAGGUGGCCGGGUGGCAAACACUGGUGCAGCCAUCAAGCACCUCCAGGCAAAACACUUUGUGAAGGAGGCCGGCAGCCGAAUUGACCAGAGGGUGCCCCAGAUUGCCUUCAUUGUCACGGGUGGGAAGUCCUCGGAUGACGGGCCCAGUGCCUCCUCGGAAAUUGCACAGAAAGGCGUCAAGGUAUUUGCAGUUGGUGUGAAAAACAUCGACCUGAAGGACGUCAGCAGCCUGGCCAGUGAGAGUGCCACGAGUUUCCGAGCGGCCACAGCCCAGGAGCUGUCUGAGCUGAACGAGCAGGUCCUGGUUACGCUGGAAGCUGCUAUGGAGGAGAAAUUGUGCCCAGGACUGACAGACGUUACAAGAG
This is a messenger RNA of Pterocles gutturalis (yellow-throated sandgrouse), 4800 nucleotides long. RefSeq names its product collagen, type VI, alpha 3 (gene COL6A3). The annotation marks the transcript as partial. NCBI's taxonomy places the organism in Eukaryota, Metazoa, Chordata, Aves, Pterocliformes, Pteroclidae. The record is from RefSeq and is a predicted model, not a curated record. The transcript is spliced from 8 exons.